AAUACGCAAUUUGAUGUGAUCGUUGAAGAUUUUUAUACUUUUUGUACUAAAGUGAGAAAUAAAACGUUUAAAAUGUCUGGAAUUAAUCGUCCGUUGAGCCAGAUGCGGAAACUCGAAACGAAGGAGGCUGUAUUUCGGGCAAGAAAGCGAAUACUUAAAUAUCUAGUGCUCAGUUUUCUUAAGCAAGAGGGUCUAAUGAACACCGCAGAUGUCCUCGUCACCGAAGGCGGCCUCACCAAUGAGUAUGAGCUCUGCGAUAAUAUUGAUCUCGACAUCAUACUACAGGACUAUUGCAGUUAUUACCUUAUUCGAUUUAACAAGCAGCCACAGUUCUGUCGGAAAGUGGAAGAACCAAUUCGUAGGCCACAGACCAGACGAGUGAAGCCAGAGACUGUGGCUGCUAUGCCGGAACCAGCACCACAAAACCCAGACUUACCUUCUAGCUUCACCAUAACUAAGCUUUUACAGGAUAGCCCAGAAAAUAUUGAACAUAAGAUACCAGCGAUAGAAAGAAAGCCUUUAAAAGAUUUUUUGUCAAGUUUGUCUUCAGAUAAAAGGCACCUCGUGGAGAUUUUGUACCAGGACAUCAUAAGGCCCUCAGAGGUUUGUUGGGAAGACGUUAAAGGCUUGAACACCGCCAAGAAUCUGCUCAUGGAGUCUGUGGUUUAUCCUGUACGAUACCCAGAAGUAUUUACUGGUCUAUUAGAACCAUGGCGAGGGGUUCUACUACAUGGUCCUCCUGGUACCGGAAAAACCAUGCUGGCGAGAGCGGUAGCUGCAGAAAGUGGUUGCACUUUCUUCAAUGUCACUUGUAGUACCGUUAUUAACAAGUGGAGGGGCGAGUCGGAGAAAAUUGUCAAGGUGCUUUUCGAAAUGGCGUCGUACUACUCACCAUCCAUUGUCUUCAUAGACGAAGUGGAAACCCUGGCGUCUCAGCGCGCGACUUCUGGAGAACACGAGGCGUCACGUAGGCUGAAGAGUCAGCUCCUGACAGAACUGGAUGGCAUUACUCAGAGGGAUGGCAUUGUGUUCCUCCUUGCUAAUUCUAAUAUGCCAUGGGAAAUCGACACAGCUAUGUUGCGACGUUUAGAAAAACGCAUCUGCAUUCCCUUACCGGACGCCAAAACACGAGCUGAACUAUUCCAGGGUUAUCUAGGAAAAAAUAUAGAGCUUGUGCCGAAAGUAGAUUUUCAGGAGUUGGCUAUAAAGACCGAGGGCUAUUCUGGUAGUGACAUCAAGAUGGUAUGUAAGGAAGCAUUGAUGGCUAGUGUUAGGAAGAUGCUUCCAAGUAUGGCGAGAAGUGCUUUGAACAAAAAGGACAAGAUAUGUUUAUCAGAUAUCUUGACUGCUAUCGAACGAACCAAGCCCGUAGCAAAGAAUUUGGAGAAACGGCAUAUGGAAUGGCAAAAUGAAAUGGGAUCAUGUUGAAGUUUGAACUUCGACUGGCGUAUGUCUUAUGAUUAUUUAUUGAUUUUUAUAAAAUAAUAUAUUAUUCACUAUCGUA
Molecule: messenger RNA, 1504 nt
Organism: Pieris brassicae (large cabbage white)
Lineage: Eukaryota; Metazoa; Arthropoda; Insecta; Lepidoptera; Pieridae
Product: katanin p60 ATPase-containing subunit A-like 2
Exons: 8
Coding region: 73-1428 (451 amino acids)
Molecular function (GO): ATP binding; ATP hydrolysis activity; protein binding
Source: RefSeq, a predicted model, not a curated record